Messenger RNA from Mesorhabditis spiculigera, 1779 nucleotides. Lineage: Eukaryota; Metazoa; Nematoda; Chromadorea; Rhabditida; Rhabditidae. The record is from the annotation of a GenBank genome assembly.
AUGAUGUGGAUAUUCUAUGGCUUGCUAGGGGCCACCGCCGCAUUUUCCCAACGGGAUGGAAUCGGUGAUGUUCCGGUUGAUGUGGAGACAAGGUUGGGGAAGAUCCGAGGCCGCGAGGGAACUUUUGAGAUGAAAGAUGGUUCUUUGCCCAAGGUCCGCACGUUUCUCAGUGUGCCAUUCGCCGAGCCGCCCACUGGCAAUUUGCGCUUCCGGCCGCCCGUGCCGAAAAAACCGUGGCGAGAAGCGGUUGAAGCCAUUGAACCACCGCCAGCAUGUUAUCAGGGCCGCGACAACUACAACACCUCAUUUUGGGGCUCCGAAAUGUGGAAUCACAACACCCCGGCGAAGGAGGAUUGCCUUUAUCUGAAUAUCUGGGCCCCGGCUGAUGCCCGAAACCUUACCGUAAUGGUGUGGUUAUUUGGAGGUGGCUACUACUCGGGCAGCGCCUCUUUGAUACUCUACGACGGCCGGGCCCUGGCGGUGACGGGCAACGUGGUGGUCGUCAACAUCAACUAUCGAGUUGGCCCGUUCGGCUAUCUGUUCUUUGACCACACCGAUGCCCCCGGAAAUAUGGGAAUGCUCGAUCAGCAACUAGCCCUGCAAUGGAUCCGGGACAACAUCUUCUCAUUUGGUGGCAACCCGGAUCGGGUGACACUUUUCGGGGAGAGUGCCGGCGCCUCGAGCAUCGUCGCCCAUCUCAUCGCACCCGGGUCACAAAGGCUAUUCAAACACGGCAUCCUCCAAUCGGGCAGUUUGGACAACAAAUGGAGCAUGGACACCCCGCAGCGAGCACGCAGGAAAAGCGAAAAACUCGCCGAACUCGUCGGAUGCAACCGGACUACGGAUACCGCCACGAUCCAAUGCUUGCGUGAUUCUGAGCCCCAGAAGCUGGUCGACGUGAUGUGGAAUGUCGAUUUGACGUUCCUUGAAUUCCCCUUCGUCAUCGUUAGUCGGGAUCGGCAUUUCUUCCGUCAUAAGGAUGGCUUCCAAUCACUCCGUAAAGCCGAUUUCACCAAGGGCGUCAACCUGAUGUUCGGCAUCAACCACGAUGAGGGCAAUUUCUGGAACAUCUACAACCUGCCCGACUAUUUCAACGUGCCCAUCCAGCCCGAAUUGACCCGGGAGGAAUUCUUUGACUGUGUCGACAAGGCAUUCGCCGUCCAGCCCGAAGUCAUCCGGUAUGCCACCAAGUUCGUCUACUCGGACCCGUACUGCAACGGGACCGGCAAGCGCAAAUUCUACGCCGAGCAGGUGAAUCAAAUGGUCGGCGACUACUUCUUCACCUGCGACUCCAUCUGGCUUGCCGAUAAAGUGGCCGCCGAUCCGACGAAUAAUGCCCAAGUCUACAUCUACUACUUUGACCAGCAUAGCAGCGCGAAUCCGUGGCCCGAAUGGACGGGGGUGAUGCAUGGCUACGAGAUCGAAUACGUCUUCGGCGUGCCGUUGUACAAUAAAACGGCCGGAUACACGAGAAGAGAAGAGAUAUUCUCGCGAAAAGUGAUCGACUACUGGACAACGUUUGCUACGACUGGCGUCCCAUCCGUGCACGGCAGCAAAAAUCAUGCCAUCUGGCCGAAAUACGAUCAGACAAGCAAGAGUUGGAUGAACCUGAAGGCCGGUUCUAACCUAUUUGCAAUGCACGCCAAGAAGAGCGUAGAAUGUGAUUUGUGGCGCCAUUCCAAGGAUCUCGAAUUUAAUAAUUACGUCCAUGUCGUCUCUUCGACACGAGAAUACACCGUCUCUACCAUUACCAUUCUCAUCAUUGGAGCCCUUCUCUUC